This is a messenger RNA of Pecten maximus, 1384 nucleotides long. RefSeq names its product dehydrogenase/reductase SDR family member 4-like. Gene Ontology annotation, molecular function: carbonyl reductase (NADPH) activity. The record is from RefSeq and is a predicted model, not a curated record. The transcript is spliced from 9 exons. The coding region runs from base 148 to 909 and encodes 253 amino acids. Lineage: Eukaryota; Metazoa; Mollusca; Bivalvia; Pectinida; Pectinidae.
AAAUCUUACACUACUACUGCACAGCCUGGUGUAUCGUUCUAUGUAUUGACAUAUCUUUAUCUUUACAGCACGGCGACCUACUUCGUUACCUGUUGUCCAGGUUCGGGGUAGUCCUAUUCUUUGACCCCGUUUUCAUCCUCGCACAAGAUGGCUCAGAAGUUAGCAGGGAAAAUCGCGAUAGUAACAGCAUCGACAGACGGAAUCGGGUACGCCAUUGCGGAGAAACUUGCCCAAGAUGGCGCCAAAGUGGUAGUAAGCAGCCGGAAGCAGGCUAAUGUUGACGCCGCCGUUAAGAAGCUCAAAUCUCAAAAUCUGGAUGUCGUAGGCGUUGUAUGUCAUGUGGGGAAACCGGAAGAUAGAGAUCGACUCGUGACUACGGCUAUAGAAAAGUAUGGUGGUAUAGAUAUAUUCGUAUCCAACGCUGCCGUUAAUCCCUUCUUCGGUCCGAUCCUAGAUUGUCCAGAGUCUGCUUGGGACAAGAUUUUUGACAUUAAUGUGAAAACAACAUUUUUACUCUGUAAGGCCAUUGUUCCUCAAAUGCAAAAGCGAGGAGGAGGUUCUAUAAUACUCGUUUCUUCAACUUCAGGAUAUGAGCCAAAUGCAAUUAUUGGACCAUAUGGUGUCAGUAAGACAGCCGUUCUUGGUUUGAAAAAGGCCUUAGUGCAUCAACUGUCGCCGAUGAACAUCCGGGUUAAUUGCCUCGCUCCCGGUCUAAUCAAAACGAGGUUUAGCGAAGCUCUGUGGAAAGAUUCGAACAACUUGAAGAUUGCAACACAAAAUAUAAAGCUUGGAAGAAUCGGCGAGGCCCGAGAGUGUGCUGGGAUUGUGGCCUUUCUAGCGUCAGACGAGGCUUCCUAUAUCACAGAUGAAACUGUUAUGGUGUCGGGUGGAGCACAAAGUCGACUCUAGGGGUAGAUCAAAGAUGAGACAAACAAUUAAAAUACUCUAGAACUUUUAUUGAUUAAUUGUUUAUCCCAGUGGAAUAAAACCCUUUCCUUGAUCAUGGAGAUGGAAUUUAUAUAAUUUCUGAAAUUAGUUAAAGUCGUAUGCUUUGUUUCCUUGGUAAAAAAAAUGGAAAAAGUAAACAAAAUUCUAGCAGAAAACUUGCCGAUAAAAUAAUUAUUUCGCUAGAGUACGAAUCGUUUUCCAUUAUGUCGACAAAUCCACAUGUCAUUGUUCUUAGUACAAAUUACAAUCAACAAUAUUUUACGAGUAUUCAUUUAUUACUGGCUUUGCAUUACAAAAUGCUUUUCAACAAAAUAAUAUCAUCAAGUAAAUAAUACAAACGAUUGGGAAAGAAAUAUUCUGCUUUAUCUAUUCUAAUCAAAUAACCUUGCCAUGCAUAAACGCAUAGAGGGAACCGCAGAAUUCAUUGUUUGAAAAA